Messenger RNA from Notodromas monacha, 292 nucleotides. NCBI's taxonomy places the organism in Eukaryota, Metazoa, Arthropoda, Ostracoda, Podocopida, Cyprididae. The record is from the annotation of a GenBank genome assembly.
CUGUUAUAUAUUGUUGCUGUUCAUUUCAGGAUUUUGAUAUUCAAAUCAUUUUUGUGAAAGUCAGUCGAUAACCGGAAUCAUGAGGGAGUGUAUUUCUGUUCACGUUGGUCAAGCUGGAGUCCAGAUUGGCAAUGCCUGCUGGGAACUCUACUGCCUCGAACACGGCAUUCAGCCUGAUGGCCAAAUGCCGUCAGAUAAGAGCUUAGGAGGUGGAGACGACUCAUUCAACACCUUUUUCAGCGAAACAGGGGCUGGGAAGCAUGUCCCAAGAGCUGUAUUCGUGGAUUUGGAG